Molecule: messenger RNA, 3021 nt
Organism: Toxotes jaculatrix (banded archerfish)
Lineage: Eukaryota; Metazoa; Chordata; Actinopteri; Toxotidae
Product: polyhomeotic-like protein 2
Exons: 7
Coding region: 304-1146 (280 amino acids)
Cellular component (GO): nucleus; PRC1 complex
Molecular function (GO): zinc ion binding; protein binding
Source: RefSeq, a predicted model, not a curated record
CAGUUCGAAUAAGGAGAAAGCCACAGUGAGGAUAUGAAUCAGGAGCUAACUUUGCGUGUCCUCGUGUGACGGGGUGGACCUGCGCCUCGUUUAGCUGCUUAAAUAAUUGUCAGUAUUAAAGUGGCGGACUGACUCUUCGCCGUUUUGGCGGAGGGAGUGGAAGUAAAUGAAAGCGUUGUUUGGAGCCGUUGAACAAAGAGCUUUUCUUCCCUCUACCAUUGUUACGGAGCGGAGCGCCUAUUUUCUAACUGAUUCAGAGGUGGUUUGAGACUGUAAAAGUGAGGGGCGGCCUGUGCUCCAGUCAUGACCUCUGGGAAUGGGAACACUAACAGCAGCCAACACAGCGGAGAGAGCAAACCAGCCCAGGCCCUAGUCAAGACCCACAUCCUCACCCAUCUGAUAGAAGGCUUUGUCAUCCAGGAGGGUGCUGAGCCUUUUCCUGUAGAACGUCCAUCUUUCUCAAUUGAGAGCCUAAAGAGACACACAGUAGACUCAAAGAUGGACGGAGUCUCACCAAAGGAGCUAAAGACCCAGCAGGAGCCCAUGCUGACCUGUGAGCUGUGUGGCAGGGUGGAUUUUGCCUACAUCUUCAAAAGGUCUAAGAGGUUCUGUUCCACAGUGUGUGCCAAACGCUACAACGUGGGAUGCACAAAGAGAAUGGGUCUCUUCCCAAACCGCAAAACCACCCUGGAGAACAUGAAGAAACAAAAAGCACUGAAUGGAAACCACAAAAACUCCAGUUUAGAGUCUAAAAAAAAGAAGCCUGCUGCUGCUCUGUCCACUGGUCACUCUGUCCACCCUGCACAGGGAGAGUCCAGCCAAUGUUCAGACUUGUCUGGCUACAAGAAACCCCCGUCCCCCCUGUCAGCCAGCCAGCGGGUGCCUGCGGUUCAAGGCUCUGAGCUUCCCCUGCUGCCCCACAACUUCCUGCCCAGUGAUCCCGGCCAGUGGAACAUAGGGGACGUCUACGAGUUCAUCUCCUCUCUGCCAGGUUGUCUGGAGAUCGCUGAGGAGUUCCGCUCUCAGGAGAUCGAUGGGCAGGCCCUGCUGCUGCUGAAGGAGGACCACCUCAUGGGAACCAUGAACAUCAAACUGGGCCCUGCACUCAAGAUCUUUGCCCAGAUUAGCAUGCUCAAAGACUCAUAGCCCAUCUCACUCCUCUCACACACACACACACACACACACACACACACACAGGAUGUGCUCAGGAUCCCAUGUGUGGGCUAAGACUGACUGGGCCAGAAUAGUUGUGCUUGGGUGUUUUGUCUCGUCUGCUGAACACAGGGACGUCAGCUGGGACGUCAGCUGGGACUGUCUGACUCACCUUUGACUCUGAUAACUUCACCCUGACACUACGUCAAGAAAACUCCACCCCAUAGUUUGACAGGAGCCAUGUGUUAGGUAGGCUGUGUUGACGAGAGCGCUGGAUGGUAAACGUCUUUUUAGAGACUCAAAAGGAGGGACUUUUUGUUUGUUUUUAGACAGAGAAAGGUCUCUUCCACUAAAGUCAAUACAAACCAUGUAAAAUCAAAGAUGCUGAAUGAAGGAGAAAGAAGGAAUAUCAAGCAGGAUCCAAUCAAGAUCCAAUCUCCCUCUCUGAAGCUUUUUUUUUUUUUUUUUUUGCCACAGCUUUCUCAACCACAUCCCAUGGUCUUCAUCAGUGGACUGAUGAGACUGUGCGUGUUGUUUUCUGUUCGUUUGUUCGUUUUUCAUGAGGUGCUCAGUGAACGAAGCGCUGGAGAGCUCCAGGAGAUGGCGAUGCAGCACAGUGAUGUGCACCGUGACAGUCCUGGAUCGGGGCUAAGAUUCAUCCAGAAGGUGGGUUUAGCACAGAGACUGGAAGCAGGGGGAGGGAAGCUGCCUCACACCACUCACACAUCAGCCGGUGGGAGAAAAGGGUUUUUGCUUUUAUGGUUUGCCGUCGGAGCCAUUUAUUGACCAACAGCCAUUAAAAAGAUCGAGCGCCGUGUGAUGAAAAGAUGAAGCCGAGAACAACACUGCUCACAUUUUAUUUCCCUAAAGACCAGAGGUGUCAGAAAAAGCCUUGACUGUGAAUGGUCAGUAGUUGUUGUAAUCUAAGAAGAACUAAAGAACCACUGGUCUGAAGAUGCUGAGUAUUUUAAUUUGGUUUUUAAGUAACGUUUAGUAACAUUAAGCACAAACACACAGAAAACCUCAUCUAUCAGGAAAAGGGUUUGUUUCCUGGUCCAGGCUGAUUUAUACUUCUGUGUCACGGCGUCUCUGUAUGGGAUCCACCCAGAACAUUUCCUCCAUGUUUGAAGAGUUUGUGGGGAUAUUGUGCUGUAUUUUAUAAACAGGUGAUUUAUUCCAUCGCCGUACAGCUCUGUGUCAGAGUGAGUGAAUGAGAAUGAAUGCAAACAGGAAUUUUCUUAUGUUCCACAAGAGAUCAGGUAGAGUCUAUGCACACAGGAAAUGACCACCAUAAGUGCCUAUGGUGACAUGUGGACACAGAAGUAUAACUCAGACUCUGAACAUAAAAAGCUGAGAGAGCUAUGGAUGGUUUGGAUGUCAUGUCAUGAUACUUUAACCAAAGGCUGGGGAGUGUUACUGCAGAAUUUUUCCUCUCUAGAAACGUGUUCAAGCUGCACCUGAUUAGUCCAGAUCAUAAAAUCCGAGGCAUCCAUUUCACUUUAGAUACCAUCGUAACUAAGAUUUCCAGGAUCUGUGUGUGUGUGUGUGGGGGGGGGGGGGAAAUCCCACUGUAAUUUAUCAGUCUCCACUCAGACAGUGGCAGUUUCUAUCACAGUCCUGUUGUCAGCAUAGGUGUUGUUUGUUUACAGUAUUUUAUUUUGGAAUAAAGCUGGUUUCUUUAGUGGGAGUUGAAAUGCAAUACUGAUCGGGCCAUGACUGUGACGUUGCACGUCUUUACGGGAGACGGAUCUGAAAGCAUGGGUGUCAUGGUAAUGACACCUUUUUAGUUUGUUUAGUGGUAGACACUGUUUAUGAGGUUUAUUUUCUUUUCACUUUUUUUCUAAACUCAAAAAUAAAACCAUUAGAUAA